Acanthochromis polyacanthus (spiny chromis) is the source of this 645-nucleotide messenger RNA. RefSeq names its product basic salivary proline-rich protein 1-like. NCBI's taxonomy places the organism in Eukaryota, Metazoa, Chordata, Actinopteri, Pomacentridae. The coding region runs from base 1 to 645 and encodes 214 amino acids. The record is from RefSeq and is a predicted model, not a curated record. The transcript has a single exon.
AUGCUUCGAGCCUCCCCUGCCACUAUUAGGUGGUUCCACUCUCCUUGGGACGGAGACCAGCCUGAGUCUGCUGCCCUUACCUCCAGUCUGAGGGUGGUUCCAGAGCCAACAGACACCUCCCCAGGCAAAGUGGACACCCCAGCACCGAGUGGUUCCCCUGCAGCAGAAGUCUCUCCAGCCCGGCCCCCGGAGGGGUCUCCCAUCCGGUCCCCAGUCCAGUCUCCAGCCGAAUCUCCCAUCCCGUCCCCAGCCGAGUCUCCUGUCCAACCCCCGGAGGGGCCCAAAGCUGAGUCUCCAGCCCGGCCCCCCGGGGGGUCCCGCCGCCACCGGUUCCCAGCCCGGCCCCCAGCCCAGCCUCCCGAUGGGUCCCGCUGCUGUCGGUUCCCAGCCCGGUCUCAAGAAGGUCCCCCUCGCGCCAGCUGCCGGUUCCCAGUCCGGCCUCCUGAGGGUCCCCGUCGUUCCAGCCUGCCCAGCCCCCUGGACGGGUCCCUCCACCCUGUUCAGCCUGCCCAGCCCUCGGGCUGCCCCCCGGAGCUGUCCCCCCAACCUGUCCAGCCCCCGGGCCACCCUCCGGAGCGGUCCCUCCAGCCUGUCCAGCCUGCCCCAGGAACCCUCCUCAUCAGUGACACCCCAUCAGCACCCUGA